Micromonas commoda is the source of this 705-nucleotide messenger RNA. RefSeq lists its product with no specific name. The annotation marks the transcript as partial. The transcript has a single exon. NCBI's taxonomy places the organism in Eukaryota, Viridiplantae, Chlorophyta, Mamiellophyceae, Mamiellales, Mamiellaceae. The record is from RefSeq and is a predicted model, not a curated record.
AGAGACAUCGCGGCGUUGUUCAAACUGUUUGAUGCCGACGAGAACACGCGCAGCGCCAUCCUGAUCGACCUAUACUUCAACACCCUGGCGUACGCGACGAAGAGCGGCUUCAACACGGAAAAGUCCUCCACGUGGUUGGCGAUCGUCAAGGCUGUGCACGAGAAGGCGACGGGGGAGCUGCAGACCAUCGGGAACAGCUUCGAGUUUUUCAAGCUGCUCAUGCUUCAGAGUAGCGUGCACCGGCCGCCGUAUAGCUUAGGCAUAUUCACCUACGCCGAGAUGAAGGACCUGACGGAGUAUAUGCUGAGCACGUACUUUCGGCACUACAAGCUGUACCAGUACGCGUUUACGAAGCUGGUGAGGAUGGAUGUCAAGCUGGCGUCACCAGUACUGGAGACGGCUCCGACACCCUUCGAGCUGCUGGGCGUGGCGUUCCCCGACUCAGAGUGGGCAGAGAAGCAGGCGGAGAUCAAGGCGAAGAUCGAGGAGGAGAGGCGCAAGGCGGAGGAGGAGGCGGCGGCCAAGGAGGAGGCGGAGCGCGAAGCGAGAAUCAAGGCAGAGUACGACGCAGCCAUCCCGGAGGAGGUCAGCACGAGGGUGUCGGAGGCUUUGGCGCAGUCCAUGAAAGAGAUGAAGGAACAGCUAGAGGCGAGGUUCAAAGAGCAGGAGGAGGCGCUGCUUGCCAAGAUAGCCGAGCUGGAAGCA